AUGGCUCUUCAAACAUUAUUAUUCCACAACCUCCUCAUACUAUCAUCCCUCUUUCCUCUCCUCUCUCUUGUCAAUUCCCAACUGAAAACAUACAUUGUCCACGUCAAGAAGCCUAAUAAAGUGGACGAUGAUAAUCCCUUGACAAGCUACCACUACUCCUUUCUCCCUCCCACAGUACCCAACAAUUCAUUGAUUUACUCGUACAAACAUGUCAUCAGUGGCUUCUCCGCAAGACUAACCUCUCAACAAGUCAAGGCCAUGAAGAAGGCCAACGACGCUUUCAUUUCAGCCCAUGUCCAAACCGUAUACCAUCCCUUAACCACCCGCUCCCCUCAAUUCCUCGGGCUCAACCCACGUGCCGGAGUCUGGAAGCAAACCGGACUCGGCCGAGGAAUCAUCAUCGGCGUUGUCGACACCGGGAUUUUCCCGACCCACCCUUCGUUCAGCGACCACGACAUGCCCUGUCCACCCCCCACGUGGAACGGGGCGUGCGAACCACCCGUAUCGUGCACCCGCAAAAUCAUAGCCGCACGCUCGUUCAGCGCGGGCAGCGACUUCUCCACAUACAACGAGUCGAACCCGGUAGACUACACGGGCCACGGAACACACACGGCCAGCACCGCCGCCGGCGGGUUCGUACCGAACGCAAAUGUUUUUGGGCAAGCGUACGGGACGGCGGCCGGGAUGGCCCCAAACGCACACCUGGCGAUAUACAAAGCGUGCUUCAACAACGACUGUCUCGAGAGCAACAUUCUAGCCGCCAUGGAAGCCGCCAUCGACGACGGGGUCGACAUCCUGUCGCUAUCCCUCGGAUCGUCCAAGCCGUUUUACAAAAACAUCUUAGCGCUAGGCGCUUACAACGCAGCUAAAAAGGGGAUACUCGUGAGCUCCGCGGCCGGGAACGACGGUCCUGCCGAGCGUACGAUGCUUAACGAAGCGCCGUGGAUGCUCACCGUCGGGUCGAGCACGAUCGACAGAAGGAUUCUGGCCUCCGCGAGAUUGGGAAACGGGCGGGAGUUCGACGGUGAAUCCGUAUUCCAGCCGAAGAAUUUCCCCGGAGCGCUCCUGCGCGUCGUCUACCGCGCGGGCCCCGACGGGAGACAAUAUUGUUACAACGGUUCGUUGGCUGGAAUCGACGUUCGGGGGAAGGUGGUAUUGUGCGACGGGUCUCUACGAAUCUACCCGGUGGAUCAAGGCAAAGAAGUGAAAAAGGCGGGCGGUGCAGCCAUGAUACUUGCCAACGAUGAAGCUCAACAGUUUAGCCAUCAGUCGUACGCUCUUGUUCUUCCGGCCACAACAGUGUCGUAUGCCGCGGGUCUAAAAAUAAAGGCCUACGUGGAAUCGGAAUCAUAUCCUACCACAACCAUCUUAUUCAAGGGGACGGUACUUGGGGGGCCGUUUGCUCCGGCGGUUUCUUACUAUUCGUCGAGAGGGCCCAGCAAACAAACCCCCGGUAUCUUGAAACCGGACAUCAUUGGACCGGGCGAAAACAUUCUGGCAGCGUGGUCGCCUUUGGGGCCCCCGGAUAAUCUGGGGGUCAUUUACAAAAUCUUCUCGGGCACAUCAAUGUCGUGCCCCCACCUCAGCGGCAUAGCAGCUCUGGUCAAAAGUGCCCACCCCAAUUGGUCGCCGGCAGCCAUAAAAUCAGCAAUUAUGACGACGGCUGAUCUUGUGAAUGCCCAAGGCCGGCCAAUUCUCGACGAGAAGCUUACUCCAGCCGACAUUUUAGCGGUGGGCGCUGGACACGUCAACCUGUCUAGGGCGAUCGAUCCUGGUCUAGUCUACGACAUUGAAAUGGACGACUACAUCGCGUACAUAUGUGGCUUGGGCUACACGAAAGAACAAGUUGAAAUAAUCACGCAAGAACCGGUCGACUGCACGACCAGAAUUAAACAAGGACAGCUCAACUACCCCACGUUCUCGGUUUUGCUUGGUCGGUCGAACACAACAUUUUCGAGGACGGUCACUAACGUCGGUGAGACAGUCGCAAGUUAUUCUGUGAAGAUUUUCGCGCCACCGUUUGUGAACAUUGUGGUGAAGCCAUGUAAGCUGUAUUUUACGAGGUUGAACCAGAAAGCAACGUAUCAAGUGACGUUCUCGCGGUCUAACACCAUGAUUAUAUGGAGAAACAGUUCAAUAGUUACCCAAGGCACGAGGACACUGAACGGGGUCACGUGGGACGAGGCUGCGCGCGGGCUGCCUGCACACGAGUCGCGCUGGGACUGCGCGUGGAUCGCUCGGGGCUGUUGGUGGGUCACAAAAGAUUGCGCGUGCAAGGCGCCCGUCUGGACAAAAACUUUUCCUGGUAAAAUUCAAGUGCUGACUGGGUGA
Messenger RNA from Striga hermonthica, 2331 nucleotides. The record is from the annotation of a GenBank genome assembly. Lineage: Eukaryota; Viridiplantae; Streptophyta; Magnoliopsida; Lamiales; Orobanchaceae.